GAGGCGCUGAGGCUUUUGGAAGAGGUGCAGCGCCCGAGCCUCCGCGCGCUCUCUCACCAGCUGCGAAGAUGGCUUACGGAUCCGGUUCGCGCCCCAACGGCUCGCCACAUUCUCCGGACGCCUGUGAGCGAGCCCGUCUUUCAGGCUUUGCACCACCUGACCCCAGUCGCUCUGCAGCUGGGGUUAUGCGAGACGGCCAGGCUCGUGGAGUUGAACUACACGGUCAGCCUGCCCGGCGCGCCGGCGCAGGACAGGCUGUUGGCUUUGAGGCCCAUGAACGAGACACAGCGAUAUGGCCCGGCUCCCACGCAGUCGCGCGCAGCUUCAUAGGUAGCCUCCCUCCAGCGCUCCAGCGACAGCGGAAGGACGGCUCGGCGAAAGCCGCUCAGGUGCCAGAGUACAUGUACGUGGAUGGCGAGUAUCAGGCUGUGUCACCGACCGGUGAACCCAUCACGGAGGAGCAGCUGCAGGAAGAAAGGGAGGCCUCUGCCAAUGCAGCACUGGAGCUUAAGCGCCGAGUCGCUGCUGGCACUCUGGAGGCCAUGACAGGCGCUUGUGGCGACGUGGUCGCCAUGGACUGCCGGGUGUUUCACCGCGGCAGCGCCAACUGCUCCUCGGCAGUGCGGGUCCUUUUGAACGCCUCCUUUCAGGAGGACCCACCGAAGAGCCGGGAUUGGAUUCCGUCGCGCGGAUGGCCUUGGGAGGGGUCGGCGGCUGC
Messenger RNA from Symbiodinium sp. CCMP2456, 718 nucleotides. Lineage: Eukaryota; Dinophyceae; Suessiales; Symbiodiniaceae. The record is from the annotation of a GenBank genome assembly.